GUAUAUAAAGCACCAGCCCCGUCUCCCAGGCAGGCAGCACAGGCAGCUCAGCUUCGCCAGCAGCCUCAGCAGGAAGGCACAGCCAAAGCAGGAUGAAGCUUUCCACGGGCAUCAUUUUCUGCUUCCUGAUCCUGGGCGUCAGCAGCCAGAGAUGGGCUACAUUCCUCAAGGAAGCUGGUCAAGGGGCUAAAGACAUGUGGAGAGCCUACUCUGACAUGAGAGAAGCCAAUUACAAAAAUUCAGACAAGUACUUCCACGCCCGGGGCAACCGUGACGCUGCCGAAAGGGGACCUGGGGGCGUCUGGGCUGCUAAAGUGAUCAGCGAUGCCAGAGAGAGUAUUCCGAGAGUCACAGACUUUUUUAAACAUGGAGACAGUGGCCACGGACUGGAGGACUCGAGGGCCGACCAGGCUGCCAAUGAAUGGGGCCGGAGCGGCAAAGACCCCAAUCACUUCAGACCUCGCGGCCUGCCCGACAAGUACUGAGCUACUUCUCCCUCUGCUCAGGAGACAGGGCUCAAGGGAGUGGGGACAGUGCUGAGCUAGGUUGCUAUAUUCUGUAUCUGUAGUUCUUUAUAGUUGAUAAAGAGCACAUAAAAAUGUUUAACAAA
Balaenoptera ricei (Rice's whale) is the source of this 610-nucleotide messenger RNA. Its product is annotated as serum amyloid A-2 protein-like. Bases 93 to 485 code for a protein of 130 amino acids. NCBI's taxonomy places the organism in Eukaryota, Metazoa, Chordata, Mammalia, Artiodactyla, Balaenopteridae. The transcript has 4 exons. The record is from RefSeq and is a predicted model, not a curated record. Gene Ontology annotation, cellular component: extracellular region.